CGUAAACAAAACCAGUUCAUUCACUCCCAACAUCUAAACCACCACCAAAACCAAUAAAACUGCACCGAAACCGCAUCUUAUCGCUGAGAUUCCAUCAGUGCAUUCGCGAACGUGUACGGUGACGUGUGCGUCCUUAACCUCAAAAUGCAUCCACUAACUCUCCUGCUGCUCGCCCUCGCCCUCCACCUCGCCAACAACGCUUCGCUGUCCAUCUACGAGCAGCAAAAAUACAAGCAGUUCCUCGAGGGCCAAGGCCUGUACUCGCCCAACGACGACGUCGUCAUCCUCACCGUGCACAACUUCAAGACCCAGGUGAUGAACAGCCCCCACGCCUGGUUCGUCGAGUUCUACAACAGCUGGUGCGGCUUCUGCCAGCGCUUCGCCCCCUCGUGGAAGGCCCUCUCCACCGAUGUGAAGGGCUGGGCCGACCUGGUGCAAAUCGCCGCCUUGGACUGCUCCGUGGACGAGAACACACCCAUUUGCCGUGAGUACGAGAUCAUGGCCUACCCCACCUUGCGCUACUUCCACGAGGGGUACCAACCAGGCCCCCAGAACUUGGGCGUCGCCGUGCAGAAGGGGGACGACGUGGGGGCGCACCGGCGCUACCUCAUCGAGCGGCUCGUGACCGAGCAGCGCGAGCGCCGGGGGGCCCACUACCCCAAUUUACUACCGUACGAACACGCAACUCUUGAUAACUUGUUCAGUGGGAGGGGGGAACUUAUCCAGUAUGGAUUUUUGGUGGUUGAGAAAUUUGGGGGGUUUAUAGGGGCUGGGGUCACACUUGACUUGCACAAGACCCCAGUUAUCGUCAGAUAUGCGUACGAUAACAAUACAGUUUUAUUAAACAAGUUGGGUAUAAGUACCCUUCCGGUCGUAGUGAGUGUUGACCGUAACUUGCAUUAUCAAGUCACAAGUGCCGGGUCACGUGACGCGGUCAAGUCAGUGAUUGGUCAGUUUUUGCAAAAACAAAAUAUCAAACUGAGUGAUGAUACUCCCAAACAGGAGAUAUUCACAGGGAAGUGGCUUGAUGUCCAAGUGCCUGAUAUGUCGUCCCUGAUCCAGGAACGCGCAAAGCAGGCCUUGAAAGAAAGGAUCAAGAGUAUGGGAGAUGUGGUGUUCCAGAUGGACCUUGAAACCGCCCUUCGCUACUCCCUUAAGCACGAAAUCGCAACCACUAAAACCAUAGAAGGGGAGAAGUUGCAAGUGUUGCGCGCCUACUUGACUAUCCUUCGUAAGUACUUCCCCUUUGGCCACGGGGGCCAAUUGUUCCUAACCGAGUUGGCCAUGAAGGCGUCGGGCGAGUCCGUCCAAGGGUCGGAACUCGCCGAAGUCAUAUCGCGGGCCGAGGCUGAGAACAGUUACGUGUUCUCGUCCCCCCAGCAAUGGCUGGCGUGCCGCGGUAGUUCCCCGGCGUUCCGGGGAUACCCCUGCGGGUUAUGGAAGUUGUUCCAUUUCCUAACGGUGAACUCCGCCGAGCACAAUGUGAACAACCGGCGUGCGGACCCGCUGGAAGUCCUCUCCGUGAUGCACGGCUACGUGAAGAACUUCUUCGGGUGUCAGGACUGCAGCCGGCACUUCCAGGAGAUGGCGCUGAAGCGGGAGAUGCGCAACGUGUCGUCGCUUGACUCGUCGGUGAUGUGGUUGUGGAUGGCGCACAACGAGGUGAACAAGCGGCUGGCGGGGGACCAGACGGAGGACCCGGAGUACCCCAAGGUGCAGUUCCCGUCGAAGGAGCGGUGUCCCACGUGCCGGGUCAACGACAACUGGGAGUUGCUGGAGGUGUUGAAGUACAUCAAGCACAUGUACAGCGGGAUCAACGUGAGGUACAUCGGCUCGGACACGACGCUCCUCCACGUGGGCUUGGACGGGGGCAAGGCGGCGACGAGCGGCUCCAGCAGCGUGUUUAGACAGUUAGAUAUGACGAGGCUAUCGGAAAAAGCCGUACGUGUACGACCUGUUGGGUAAAGUGUGAUUGAUGGUGGAGGGCUCCGGAUGGAGAUUGACAACGAACAAUUGUGAUUUUAUAGGUUUAAGUUACAUCACAUUCUUUUGUUUACCAAAGAAGUCGGCUUUGUUAUGUAAAUAUUUUAGUUGUUUAGUCGAUUGCAUUUUAUUAAGUGGUUAGGUACAAGAUCAAGGUUGUUUUAUCUUUAUGUGUAUUUUUGGUCCAAGACGUUACUGAUUACGUAGUUUAAAUUAUGCCGUUUUUUAUUGUAUUUAUAAUGUUUUAUAUCCCUUGAUUGAAAGAUAUGUAUGUAAAUAAUAAAAUACAAUUACAGUUGAGAACACAA
This is a messenger RNA of Tribolium castaneum (red flour beetle), 2291 nucleotides long. Its product is annotated as sulfhydryl oxidase 2. Gene Ontology annotation, cellular component: Golgi membrane. Lineage: Eukaryota; Metazoa; Arthropoda; Insecta; Coleoptera; Tenebrionidae. The transcript has 2 exons. Gene Ontology annotation, biological process: protein folding. The coding region runs from base 145 to 1965 and encodes 606 amino acids. Gene Ontology annotation, molecular function: protein disulfide isomerase activity; flavin-dependent sulfhydryl oxidase activity. The record is from RefSeq and is a predicted model, not a curated record.